CGACAAGCCGCCCAGCAGAUAAAUCAUGGCAUUGCCUCGGUCAAUUGCUCCUCGAACAACAUCUCCGAACAAUUGCUUCAGACCACCAAGAUGAGCGCAACAACAACAGUCCCGAACGACUCCCCCGGCAACGCCUUCUACCCCGCCACUCCCCCCAUGCGUCGCCCGGGCUUGACCUACCUCUACCGUCUCGAAUGUGACAUCCACAAGGAGGAAAUCAAUCUCGGCUCCCCACAUGGCGCGGGCGUCUUCCGCAGUAUCGCUAACAUCUCCGGGGGCACCUUCAAGGGCCCGGAGCUGUCAGGCACCGUCCUGCCGCACGGAGGCGCCGACUGGUCGACGAUGAUUGAGGGCACGCAUUCCAUCGCGCUUGACGCGCGGUACACAGCCAAGACCGACGACGGCCACUAUCUGUAUAUCCAGGCCCACGGACUCUACCGCCCGGGUCCGGGCACGGCCUAUGCGCGACAGGUUGCGGAGGAUCCGCUGUCUCGGCCGCCAUUGACGGUCUCCCAGGACGAUGUGGAGUUCUUUUCGCAUCUGCGGAUCGAGGCUGGGCCUGGGAGGUAUAAUUGGUUGAAUGGGUUGGUCUGUGUGGGGGUGAUGACUUGCGUGGAGGAUCGGAUUGUGAUUGAUGCGUAUUAUUUGACGAAUUUUGAGGGGGUGAAGCCGGAGGAUGUGAUGAUGAGGCCUGUGGGGAGGUGAUCCGUUGGUAUAGAUGUUGGAUGAUCGUUCGUAUGUGAUCGAUUUGGAUGUGUUUAUUGAGACUGGUAGAUUACCUCCUAACCCAUGUUUCCCUUCAGCAGCGAUAAGCUAUUGGAAUCAAACCGAG
This is a messenger RNA of Aspergillus saccharolyticus JOP 1030-1, 832 nucleotides long. Its product is annotated as DUF3237 domain-containing protein. The transcript is spliced from 2 exons. NCBI's taxonomy places the organism in Eukaryota, Fungi, Ascomycota, Eurotiomycetes, Eurotiales, Aspergillaceae. Bases 91 to 705 code for a protein of 204 amino acids. The record is from RefSeq and is a predicted model, not a curated record.